Schistosoma spindalis is the source of this 808-nucleotide messenger RNA. The record is from the annotation of a GenBank genome assembly. Lineage: Eukaryota; Metazoa; Platyhelminthes; Trematoda; Strigeidida; Schistosomatidae.
UUAUUUUUAUUUAAUUAACUUGAAGAAUUUUACAAUUGGCUAAAAGACAACACUAUGAUGCAUAAUCACUCCCCCCCACAUUGAUUUAAGAACCAAUCAAAAAAUGCUGCAUAUGAAAGCAUAUUUUUUAACACAGUAUUUUAUGUCUUUAGCCAAUUGCUUAUUCAACCAUUCAAUUAUAUAUGUCUACGUCCACUUACAUUAUACCUAUGAUGUAAUAAUUAGUCUUCGUUUGUAUAACUGUUAGUAUCACAACUCUAUAAAAAUGUCUGUCAUCAUUGCUACCAAAACUGUUAUUAACACUACUAACCCCUUUUGCAUCAUAAUUAUAUUGGUCCCUACUAAGACCAAUAUCAUUUAAGAUUUAUAUAUAUAUAUACUAAAAUAAGUCUAUAUAACAAAUUUUUAGUGUAUAAAUUAACUUCAGCUCAAAACUAAUCAGUUAUAUUAUUUAGAGUAACUAGACUUUUAAAAGAAUAUGAAAUUGUUUCUACGAUUAUUAUUAACUGUAUUCUUCUGUGGUUUCGUUUUGUGUCAAACAGUGAAUAGCCAAUACAAAGAGGUAGACUUUAAUCAUGUAGAUCCUGAUGGAUAUAAUGCAUUAUAUGAUGAAGAUCCUAAUUACAUUCAAAAACGUGUUCAAUUUCUACGUCUUGGUAAAAGAUUAGCCAGGAAAUCUGCUUAUCCUUAUGUUGGUUAAACAUUAUGCUGAUUUCAUUAAAAGAUAACUUAUAAAAAACAACUGUUUAACAAAAAUACAAAUUUUUAAAAUGAAACUAAAUUAAUAUAUAAGUAAUUAUUUACUAAA